Peromyscus maniculatus bairdii (prairie deer mouse) is the source of this 5031-nucleotide messenger RNA. RefSeq names its product heparan sulfate-glucosamine 3-sulfotransferase 3B1 (gene Hs3st3b1). Gene Ontology annotation, molecular function: [heparan sulfate]-glucosamine 3-sulfotransferase activity. NCBI's taxonomy places the organism in Eukaryota, Metazoa, Chordata, Mammalia, Rodentia, Cricetidae. The record is from RefSeq and is a predicted model, not a curated record.
AGCCAAUACUAGCCCCAGACUGCUCUACCCCCCUUUCCGAACCCUUUCCACACCCCCACGUUCCGUGAGACGAUUGGCUGUUUCGACUUGGGUGAAGCUCUGACAUUUGCAUGCUGCUCGCGGUUCCUGGUAGGUAGCGCGGCCCGUCACUCGGAAGGCCGGGACCGCCCACUCCACCUCAGUGCCGGGCUCUCUUCCUGCGCAGUUCUCCUCCGCAGCCUCUGCGGGCAAGCGCCGGGGCUGCUCUCAAUCUCCUGGCUGCGAGGAGGCAGCCCCGGCGAGCUGCCGUGCGUCCCGUCCAGAGUAUCCGGGGUGCGGGCUACAGCGUCCUCCGCAGCGCGUCUGCCCGCAGUUCCCGCCGCCCGGACUUUGCGUUCCAGUCCCGGCUUCUGGUGGGCAACAUGUCAAGAGCCGUCGCCGCUGCAGCUGCCGCCGCCACCCGAGGAAGAGCCGCAGCCUCGGCAGCCGCGCGCCCACGAGGGCAAUAAACCGAAUCCCUCGGGCGCAGAGCGGCAGGGGACCCUCCCGGUGCUCUCUGCUCCGGCAGGACUCGCGCCAUGUGCUGAGCCAUGCCCCUGGCCGCGCCCGCGGGCCGCGUAUGGGGCAGCGCCUGAGCGGCGGCCGGUCCUGCCUCGAUGUCCCAGGCCGGCUCCUGCCACAGCCGCCGCCGCCCCCGCCGCCGGUGAGGAGGAAGCUCGCGCUGCUCUUCGCCAUGCUCUGCAUCUGGCUCUACAUGUUCCUGUACUCGUGCGCCGGCUCUUGCACCGCCGCGCCCGGCCUGCUGCUUCUGGGCUCGGGAUCCCGCGCUGCUCACGCUCAGCCAGCCCUGGUCACAGCUCCGAAUGAGACAUCCCCAAAGAUGCCUUUCCGGGCACCGCUGGCCAACUCACUGGCUGCAGGCAAGGAUAAGACACUAGUCGCCGGGAGCCAGGAGGAGCAGAGUCCCGAGGCACCGGACUCCCCCAGCCCCAUCUCCAGCUUCUUCAGCGGCUCCGGGAGCAAGCAGCUGCCGCAGGCCAUCAUCAUCGGCGUGAAGAAGGGCGGCACGAGGGCGCUGCUGGAGUUCCUGCGCGUGCACCCCGACGUGCGCGCCGUGGGCGCCGAGCCCCACUUCUUCGACCGCAGCUACCACAAGGGCCUCGCCUGGUACCGGGACCUGAUGCCCAGAACCCUGGAGGGACAGAUCACUAUGGAGAAGACGCCCAGCUACUUCGUGACCCGGGAGGCACCCGCGCGCAUCUCCGCCAUGUCCAAGGACACCAAGCUCAUCGUGGUGGUGCGCGACCCGGUGACCAGGGCCAUCUCGGACUACACGCAGACGCUGUCCAAGCGGCCGGACAUCCCCAGCUUCGAGAGCCUGACGUUCCGCAACCGCAGCGCGGGCCUCAUCGACACAUCCUGGAGCGCCAUCCAGAUCGGCCUGUACGCCAAGCACCUGGAGCCCUGGCUGCGCCACUUCCCGCUGGGCCAGAUGCUCUUCGUGAGCGGGGAGCGGCUGGUGAGCGACCCGGCAGGGGAGCUGCGCCGCGUGCAGGAUUUCCUGGGCCUCAAGCGCAUCAUCACCGACAAGCACUUCUACUUCAACCAGACCAAGGGCUUCCCGUGCCUCAAGAAGGCUGAGGGCAGCGGCAAGCCGCACUGCCUGGGCAAGACCAAGGGUCGCGCGCACCCCGCCAUCGCGCGCGAGGUGCUGCGGCAGCUGCGUGACUUUUACCGGCCCUUCAACCGCAAGUUCUACCAGAUGACCGGCCGCGACUUCGGCUGGGACUGAGUCUCCCUUCGGGGCUUAUCUAUUGAGAGAGAGUAUAUGUAUGUAAAAUGUACAGAAAUCUAUUUUAUAAUAAUUUAUUUUUAAUUCACAAGCAAUUAAUUCACUAAGCUGCCUAGCCACACUCUGCAGAGAGUUCGAGUCACGGUCUGUUAACAUUCCAAAGUGUUUAACUCCCAUAUUUUGUUCUGUCCCUCACAAUCGAUGGUGCUUCCGUGUUCCCCCCACCCCACCCCCACCCCUUUCCCCGUUGUAUUUAAGAAGAAGAAAAGCACAACUUGAGAUUUUCGUUACGGGUAUUCAGCCUUCGAUCACCUUGGGUCCUCCACCUGCUAUCUCCUUGGGUCUUGGCUGGUUUGUGGUGUCGUCUUGCCUGGGUACCUCCUGGAAACACUGAGCAGCCUCAGCAUGCUGUAGUCUGAGGGUGGAGUUCACAUAGGCAGUUCAUCACCCCCACUGAUGUAGCACCAGGGUGCGUUUCACUCGCCUCCCUUACAGGGACCCGUGUCCUCAUGAUCCGGAAUCCCCUUCUGCUCUACCCGUCUGUCCAUUUUGACUAGCUAUAAGUGUAUACAAACAAUUGACCCCUCCCCCAGAUCCCACAAGUAAGAUGCUCCAGCGCUGCUUUACAAAAAAAAGGUGAUGUUCAUUUGCAUACGAGUGACCACACCAUGCUCCUCUCUUCAGUCAGACAGUUCUGCUGGGACGCACCAAAGAGCCUCCCCAGGCUUCCAUACAGAGCCACUGGCGCAAACCUAGGGUGCUGGAUGUUGAGACCCAUAGGGGUCAGAUGUAUCCUUCAAUAUCAGCGUUCAGAGAGGUAUUGCUGAGUGUAGACCCAACUGGCGCUGGACAGUAGGCUCAUGGCCUCAGUAGAGAAAAAACAAAAAACACCCAGAUCUGACGAGCAGCCUGGCAGAGGAAGAGGAUGCCCAGCACUGCAGCCAAAUGCCUAGGCCACCCCAGAGAUGCUCUGUAGGCAAUGACCACAGCAGGGUUUGAAGGAUGGCCCUCCAGGGCCCAGGCUGGGAAAGCUGGUGCUUGUAGAUACUCAAGCCUGACACUUGUGCAGCUUCCCCUGAGACCGUCAGUGGGGGCCUUAGCAGAAAAGUUGCCAGCUCUGCUAUUAAGAUACGCAGACGAUUCUCCCUGUACCUCUGUGUUGGGAGGUUCUUUGGCCUGUUAGUGGCAGUUGAAUCGCUGUGUAGUGACAUGACAUCGUGAUAUAUUCAGUUAAUCCUCAGCUUCCUAAACCAGAAUGCUUCUACCCCAGAAGGAUUGUUAUCUGAGUUAGACUUUCAUCAAGAAUGCACGGAUGGUUGAAAUGGCUGCACUGUGACAUUUACAAAGGAUUGUUUGGGGACACUUUGUGGGCAAACUUGACUGGAUGAGCCAAGUUACAUGGAAAGAGAAGAUGUGGUGUCUUUAGAAACUAGUGAGUGGUGUCCAUGGUCUAUAGGGAUAUUCUGGUAAGCAAAUUUGUGAUUUCCAACAAGUUAUAGCCCAGCUUGAAUUAGCUUAUUCUGGGCAGCAAAAUGGUUCCUGGGCAGAUUUAGAGCGGGGAGAAGGUGAUCAUCAGCUAUGUUUAUUCUUUAGAUGUUACAUCCAUUCCUUUUGUGGGCCUGUUGCACACUGGGCAAACACUGAGCCAUAUCCCCAGCCCAUUUCACAGUUAUCUGUUCCUUUUUCUUCUCUCCAUACACCGUAGUGUAUCGCCUGCACUAGGCCCACACAGCAAUCCUAGCAUCUCCUGGCUGGCUGCUCGAGUGUGGAAACACCUGUGUAAAAGGUGCUCGCCACACUUGAUUGAAAUCAGAAGGAGGACACCCUCCCUCACAGAGAGCAGCAUCUUGCUCCCGGCCAGAGGAGGCCUUCACCAAGGUUUUCUGGCUGCUUGCAGAGUCUGAUGUAACUCAUGAAGCAGAAGUGUGGAGAGUUCAGAGAAUGGUACCCAGCCAAGUGGGAGGAAAAUGUGUGAGCCUGCCUGCCUGCUUCCCAAGCUGGACACUUUUUUUUUUUUUUAAAUUAAGCUGUUUACGCCUGGCUUUAGAUGAUAACAAAAAAAAGGACACAUUGAGGUAGAAGGAGGUCAUUUAGUCAUGAACCCUGAAGUGAGUCAAGAUUCUGUUCCCGGUCAAAUCCUUGACUCUAAGCAGGUGUCAGUAAUUAGUACCAAUGGAGCAGGGGGAGGUUUUCAGUGUUCGUCAGAUAAAUCAAACAGCAUGUGCGCCUCUUCAUCAGGCCCUGAUUGCUUACAGUGUUCCUGACUGAUCCGGAUGCUGCAUCUGCCCAGGAUGCUGCUGCAUCAUGUGAUAGUUAUUACUGACCCACAUGGCCUCUUUUCGGAGAAGUUAGGCAACGUGGGAAGUUAAGCCGUAGGUCUCUUCCUGUCCUGGCCAUCUGCAGAGCUACUGCGCCUCACUUCUGAGCUGCUAGGAGACAGACACCAGGUCAUGUCUUGGCAGUUGGUCCCACCACAUGUUUGCAGUUUCUUCCAGUUUAUGUAGGAAAGCUCUGACGUAUUCCUGGUGUACUUUAUUUCUCAACAGUUUCUCUUGUUUGAAAACAAACAAAACAAAACAAAAAAAGCCCACAAAAACUUAGAUUAUUAUUAUUACUAUUCCUAUCCAUGGGAAGCCUUCUUGGGGAUGUUUGCAUGCAGGUGUGUUCACUUGCUCUGUGGUACCUACCAAGGUAUGUCAGGCAGAAUGACUAAGGAAUAAACUCUUCAUUGGAUGGUGGAGGAGAGACGUUCUGGGGGGAGGGCAGGGGAGGGGACUCUUCGGGAGUCAUUUUGAGUGACAGAUGCGCUUGAGCCCCUGGAGGAAACCCAGUUGCAGAUCCUGCCCGGCUGUUUUCCUAAGAAAGGAAAAUGGAAGGCUCCACAGCCACAUUAGUUUCUAAGGUGCUGGUACAGAGAUCAGUGUCAGUUCUCCUUCCGGUUUUCCAGAAAGAAUGCUUCCUGAGUUUGGAAGGUGUGGUUAGUUCUUUUGUUGUUGUUGUUGUUUUCAUUUUUAUAACAUUAAUUUAUGACUGAGUUUCAUUCAGCCCAGUAAUCAAAAAUGCUGUGCAAGUUCCAGCAGCUUGUCUUCUAUAACAUGGAUGGUAGAAUAGCCAAUAUGUACAAAAAAAAAUUAAAUCAAGUAUUUUGUCCUAUGUAUAACACAAAUUAAUUUUACACAGAGAAAGAUGUUUCUAGGCAAAUGAAAUUCUGGUAAUUCAUACCUUUUCUUUGUAUGGACAAAUAAAAUAUAUUUUACCAA